Molecule: messenger RNA, 1808 nt
Organism: Acanthoscelides obtectus
Lineage: Eukaryota; Metazoa; Arthropoda; Insecta; Coleoptera; Chrysomelidae
Source: the annotation of a GenBank genome assembly
GGAGGUUUCAUGUCGGUGCUUUCUGCUAUUAGCAUUGUAUUUGAAAGAAAUAAUAUGUUACCUUGAUAUCUAUUCUGCAUACAAUUCACCGAGUCGGUACUCCGCCACUGAUAACAAAAUGCUAGCCAAACAAAAAUGAACCUAAGCCUGCUCUGGUUUCAAUGACAAUUUUGUUCGGUGUAGUUAAAUUUUUCUUAAUUAAAAAUAGACAUUCUCAUUAACGAUGUUUCAUCUGACACGUUUUACUUUCACUUUUACUUUGUUAGUGAAAAUUCAUAGUGUUUUUAACAUCAAAGAGGAUCAAGCCCACUGGAGAACUUUAGGUGAAAAGGAACUCAAAGAGGCUCUUACUAAAAGAACCAUAGAUGGUAUUGCGAAAAAUGUGAUACUAUUUGUGGGAGAUGGAUUGGGUCCUACCACAGUUACAAGCUCAAGGAUAUAUGGGCCAGGCGAAACUGGACACUUGUCCUGGGAAAAGUUCAGCAAUAUUGGCGUACUGAAGACAUACUCUGCUAACAAGCUGGUACCAGACUCCUGUAGUACCGCCACAGCCUUGUUCUGUGGGGUCAAAGCCAAUCACAAAACUUCAGGAGUGGAUGCUACUGUGGAUGUGGAUGAUUGUCAAGCGUCUCUGAAACACGAAGCUCAGCUCAACAGCAUCAUCGGAUGGGCUCAAGAUGCUGGAAAAGCUACAGGUUUCGUGACCACAACUAGGGUAACGCAUGCAACUCCCAGCGCCCUCUAUGCACAUACUCCCAACAGGAAUUGGGAAUGUGAAAGCAAGAUACCGACAGGUAGUUCACAAUGCAAAGACAUUGCUAGGCAGCUGAUAGAAGAUAUGCCGGGAAAAAAUAUUCAGGUAAUUAUGGGUGGCGGAAGACAGUGCCUGCAAUCGGAUGUGAAAGGGUCCCCAGCAGAUCCAAUAGACACGUGGAGUUGUUACAGCAAAGACGGCAGGGAUUUAAUCAGGGACUGGAUUGUGGACAAAUCGAAACGUAAAGCGACAUUCCAGGUGCUACAGAAUAACGAAGAGUUACAAAAGGCAGAUUUGAAUGCUGAAUAUACUUUGGGGAUAUUUGCCAAUGGCCACCUGAAAAUGGAUUUCGAAAGAGACAAAGGACCGAAAGGAAUGCCGUCUCUGCUCAAUAUGACUGAAACGGCUAUAAAGCUCUUGAGCUCACAUAAAAAUGGUUACGUUUUGAUGGUAGAAGGAGGUAUGAUAGAUUUUGCACAUCACCGAGGUCAUGCUAGAAAGGCAUUGGAUGAAACAGUUGCUUUUAGUGAUGCCAUUGCUAGAGCAUUGGAAGUAACUGACCCUAAAGAAACUCUUAUCAUAGUGACCAGUGACCAUUCGCACUCUAUGGUUUUCUCUGGAUAUCCUGACAGAGGGACUAAUGUUUUAUCUUAUACAGAAUCAGCAAUGGAUAAGGAGCCGUUCACGUCUCUUCUUUAUGGCACUGGUGGUCCAAACAACUACCAAUUCACUGUUGAAAAUAAUACUGCCAAACGGAUAGAUCCAUCCAAGAAUGAUACAACCGAUUUCGAGUACUCCCAACAAGCCGUAGUGCUGACAGAUGAAGUUACACAUAGUGGCACUGACGUUUUAGUCUACGCUAAUGGUCCAAUGGCACAUCUAUUCACGUCUGUCCACGAGCAAAGCUACGUAGCUUACGUUAUCAGUUACGCAGCUAGAAUCGGUCCACAUAGAGAUGGUCUUGGAAACGGAACAACCAGCUUGUCAGUAAAUAUGCUUUCCAUGAUAGUUCUAAUUACUAUUCCAAUAAUAAAGUAUUACACCUCCUAAGCAA